AUAGAUCGUUAGUUAACUAAGAUAUGGCAGUCGGUCUGGUCGUACUAGCAUGGUUGAUAGUGUAUUGUGCUUGCAAUUCUCAACAUGAAUUCCUUAAUCGUAAAACGCACAGCGCACACGACGACCAURUUGCUUUCUUAGGAGARGAAAUGGCCAAUGAAUUUGAGCACCUCACCCCUGAAGAAUCAAAGCGGAGACUAAGACUACUCGUUCCCAGGAUUGAUAUCAAUAAAGAUGGUUACGUAGAAGAGGCAGAGUUAGAGAUCUGGGUCCGACACAAGAUGAAGAAAUGGGAAGUAGAAGAGGACGUGGAUGCGAUCUUCCGGGAYCUGGACACUAAYAAUGAYGACCAGGUCACGUGGAAGGAGUUUAUGAAGAGAACCUAUGGAUUUCCGGAAGAACAUCUGCACAAAAACUGGGAACGAAAGAACUUAGAACCUUACGURAUGGACGACAAGAGAAAAUGGAAGUACGCUGACCAGAAUAAGAAUGKCAGGCUCACACGAGAAGAAUACGAGUACUUCCAUCACCCAAAAGAACAYGAAGCUAUGAUUACUUAUGUUGCUAUGAAAGUAAUGAUUGAAGCCGACACCGAUAAAGAUGGAUACUUGUCAUUGGACGAAUACCUUGCAUGGAUCGAUAUGCCCGAGUUCUACGUGACGGAUAAACCUGACUUUACUGAGAAGUACGACCAGAAUAGAGACGGGAAACUCGACCUGAAGGAGGUAGAAGACUGGAGACGACCAAAAAAUUAYAACAAGGCACAAGAAGAAGCUCAACACUUGAUUGAACACGCUGAUUUAAAUAAGGACGGCAAGCUGGAUGCAAAUGAGAUCGUCACCAGCAGUGAGUUCUUUGCUGGAAGCUAUGUUACUCAGUUUGGACAGACACUACACGAYGAGUUUUAGAAUCCAAAAUCAAACGAUAUUAUCAAAGUGGAGAAGUUCUGGUAAUUCUUCCACAAUCAAAAUGCUUUCUGUCAGUGCUUUGUUUUAGUUGCAUACAUUUUUAUUGUAAAAUCAAUAUUUGGGAUUUGCAAUAAAUGAGUUUUAGAGGGAAAUACUAUUACCGGGAAUUAUUAAGAAUGCCUUCGGCUCCCCAGUMAUUGGCUUACACCGUUGGGGUGAUCGGUCGAAUGGCAAAGGAAGCUAAAGAAAUCCGCAUAAGUAUGAAUUAAUAAAUCCCUUAUUGC
Molecule: messenger RNA, 1192 nt
Organism: Exaiptasia diaphana
Lineage: Eukaryota; Metazoa; Cnidaria; Anthozoa; Actiniaria; Aiptasiidae
Product: calumenin-A
Exons: 7
Coding region: 24-908 (294 amino acids)
Cellular component (GO): endoplasmic reticulum
Molecular function (GO): calcium ion binding
Source: RefSeq, a predicted model, not a curated record